Lizanozyma spartinae is the source of this 750-nucleotide messenger RNA. RefSeq names its product adenylate kinase (gene ADK1). Gene Ontology annotation, molecular function: ATP binding; AMP kinase activity. The transcript has a single exon. Gene Ontology annotation, cellular component: mitochondrion; cytoplasm. The record is from RefSeq and is a predicted model, not a curated record. Gene Ontology annotation, biological process: ADP biosynthetic process. NCBI's taxonomy places the organism in Eukaryota, Fungi, Ascomycota, Pichiomycetes, Serinales, Debaryomycetaceae. The coding region runs from base 1 to 750 and encodes 249 amino acids.
AUGUCCAUCGAAGACGUCAAGGCUGCCAUUGAUAAGUUGCAUUCCAGAAUCCAAGAUUUGGAAAAAAAGGCUGGAUUAAUUCCAGAUGUUCCAAAGUCCAUUCGUAUGGUUUUGAUUGGUCCUCCAGGUAGUGGUAAGGGUACUCAAGCACCAAACUUGAAGGACAAGUUCUGUGCUUGUCAUUUGGCCACUGGAGACAUGUUGAGAGCACAAGUUGCUGCUAAGACCGCCUUAGGUGUUGAAGCCAAGAAGAUUAUGGAUCAAGGUGGAUUGGUUUCUGACGAAAUCAUGGUUAACAUGAUUAAAUCUGAAUUGGAAAACAAUAAGGAAUGUUCCAAUGGGUUCAUUUUGGAUGGUUUCCCAAGAACCAUUCCUCAAGCUGAAAAGUUGGAUUCUAUGUUGACUGAAAGAAAGACACCAUUGGAUCAAGCCGUUGAGUUGAAGAUUGAUGAUGAAUUGUUGGUUGCUAGAAUUACUGGUAGAUUGGUUCACCCUGCUUCUGGUAGAUCUUACCACAAGUUAUUCAACCCCCCAAAGGUUGACAUGGUUGACGACAUUUCUGGCGAACCUUUGGUUCAAAGAUCUGAUGACAAUGAAGCUGCUUUGAAAAAGAGAUUGGUUACUUACCACAAUCAAACAGAACCAAUUGUUGCAUACUACCAAAAGAGUGGUAUUUGGUCUGGUAUUGAUGCUUCCCAAAAGCCAACUAAGGUUUGGGAUGACAUCUUGAAGUGUUUGGGUCAAAAAUAA